Molecule: messenger RNA, 891 nt
Organism: Lottia gigantea (owl limpet)
Lineage: Eukaryota; Metazoa; Mollusca; Gastropoda; Lottiidae
Exons: 3
Coding region: 1-891 (296 amino acids)
Source: RefSeq, a predicted model, not a curated record
AUGGUUGUCCGUAGGGGAAAUAAUAAAUCCAGUGUGACAAUGGUGUAUGGUGUUUACUUGAAACAUGAUAGAAAAAUCAUGAUUUCAUCCCAAAUCAAGUUAAAAAUAGAAUCAGGCCAUACAUCCCAGCCCCGGCCAAACACGAUUAACUGUACCAAGCUAUCCCGUCGUGAGACCUGGAACAUGAUACAACCCACUGGAUAUUUCAACGGAACAGUGUGGGAACAUACAAAAUGCCACAAUCCUGUGAACAAGAAGAACUUUUUUAAUUGUUUUAAGAACACAACUAUGAUAGCGUUUGGGGAUUCGACCGUUCGUCAAUACUACACUUAUAUACACAAUGUCUUUAAAUGUAAACAGAAUCGGAAGUGGUAUAAGUCAACCCAUUGUCAGGUUCCUCGAUAUAAUUUUAGUCUCACAUGGGCAGUUCAAGAAUUUCCCUUUGUGGAGGGUUUGGUAGCACCAGAUGGAAAAACGAACUCAAAACCGGCAUCGGUUCUGUUGAACGAGGCACCGAGUACUGGACGUAUGGUUUUCAUCAUUCAUUACUACGCUCAUUUUAUGAGAAUGCAUUAUUCAUCUUUUAUUGAGAGGAUUCGAUCUCUAAAAACACCAAUCCGAAACGCCUUAAAGAGAAAUAAGAACAUACAUAUAGCAAUCAAAUCACCGCACGUAUUUUAUGUAACUAGUUGUUCAACACAUUUCAGUAUAUAUCACGGCAAGCUUUACAUGGAUAUAUUGAAAAGAGAACUGGCCGAAUUUCAUGAUAAAGUAUGGUUUUUAAAUAUCUGGGACAUGAGUACAGCGUUCGAAAAUAACAACAUUCAUCCGCCCGAUGAUUUUGUGUGGCAAAAUUUGCGGUUGUUGGCAGGUUAUGUGUGUAACAAAUAA